Molecule: messenger RNA, 1364 nt
Organism: Macadamia integrifolia
Lineage: Eukaryota; Viridiplantae; Streptophyta; Magnoliopsida; Proteales; Proteaceae
Product: flavin-containing monooxygenase FMO GS-OX5-like
Exons: 3
Coding region: 35-760 (241 amino acids)
Molecular function (GO): NADP binding; N,N-dimethylaniline monooxygenase activity; flavin adenine dinucleotide binding
Source: RefSeq, a predicted model, not a curated record
GCUAGCGAUAGAAGAGGAAUUGAGAUCUCGGGUAAUGGCAUCAGGAGGAGGAUCUUCUUCUUCUUCUUCUUCUCCUAGUAAAGUGGCCGUCGUCGGAGCUGGGCCUUGCGGUCUCGUAGCCGCUCGGGAGCUCCGAAGAGAAGGCCAACAACUGGUGAUGUUUGAGAAGGGUGACCGAAUCGGAGGCACAUGGGUUUACGAUCCCAGACUUGAGAACCUCCCACUGAGUCGGAGCGUCAAACAGGACGAAGAAGGUGUUGGGGUUGAUGUCCACAGCAGCAUGUACCGUUCACUCCGAAUUAAUUUCCCGAGGCAGAUGACUGGGUUUUUGGAUUACCCUUUCCUCAAGGAAAGCCAUGGUGGAGACUCCAGAACGUAUCCUCGAAGAGAGGAGGUGCUCUCCUAUCUGGACGACUUCGCCGGAGACUUCCGACUCGUUGAGUUGAUCCGCUUCCGCUCUGAAGUGGUCCGAGUGGAGCGUAAUCAUGGAAGGCCAGAUGGAUGGAUUGUUCAGUCUAGCACUUCGGAAUCGGAGGAGCUGGAAACAGAGGUGUUUGACGCCGUUGUCGUCUGCAACGGCCAGGAUACGGUGCCGAGAUUCGCCGAGAUUCCAGGAAUUGAUAAGUGGCCCGGAAAGCAAAUACAUAGCCACAACUACCGAAUUCCUGAACCAUUUCGAGACCAGGAAGAAGAAAGGUACAGUGUAUGUACCAAAGUGGUAUCAGUGCAAGGGAAUGGACGAAAGGGUCGAUCGUCUUGAGGUUGACAUAAGCUCUCUCAAUGAAGGACAGAAGAAAAUCCUACCUAGACUUGAUGGGCAACAACAACUUCUUACCAAGUUGUCUGAAUUUUUUGAAAGAAUGAGUUCAGGUGGACCAAACAUGAAUGCCCCUGAGUUGGAAGGGACUUCAAGAUCGGCUGCUCAAAUUCCUGGUUUGGCUCAUUCUCCUCUUUUGAACCAUGCCCAGUAAACUACUACAUCUCAACAAUCUUUCGCACCCAAGCUGGUAAAAUUAGAUUUUUCCAGCUACAAUGGUGAGGAAGACACUACUAGUUGGACAUGCCGAGUUGAACAGUUCUUUCGGUUUCAUCAAACUCCUGAAGAAGAGAAGGUGGCGUUGGCAUCAUUUCAUCUUGAGGGGAUGCUCAGUUGUGGUACCAAGAAAUACAAAAGUAAAUAGACAAUAGAUCUACACAACAUAGAAAUUUAACUUUUUAAUUAGAAGGUAGACUAAAUUUUCUAAUUUGCUAUUAUUUCUCCUUGAGAGAUGAGGAAAGACAACCUUUUAAUUGCGCUAAACUUUUCGUGCAAUUUCUUUUGUUAUCAUCUUGCCUUUAUAAUAGAACUACCAAUGUGAUUUCAA